Molecule: messenger RNA, 10506 nt
Organism: Zea mays
Lineage: Eukaryota; Viridiplantae; Streptophyta; Magnoliopsida; Poales; Poaceae
Product: GPCR-type G protein COLD1
Exons: 7
Coding region: 61-2547 (828 amino acids)
Biological process (GO): response to abscisic acid
Molecular function (GO): zinc ion binding; nucleic acid binding; abscisic acid binding
Source: RefSeq, a predicted model, not a curated record
CUAUGGUAUUUUUUUGUGUGUGCCAAGCAAGCUUGGAAAAUUGAAGGGUUGCGGCCAAAAAUGCGCUCGCGCUCCCGUGCGGCGCUCCGCCGCCGCUCGCUCGCCUUGGGCCGCCGAUCUUCCUCUGCCGCCACCCGCCAGCCAUCCCGCCCCGCAGUUCUGCCCACCGCUCCAGCUCCAGCCCCAUCCUCCGGCGGCAUCGCCGCUGCAGCCACCCCCGUCCUCACAAUCGCCUCAACAUCUGGUUUGGAAGCUGGGGAGGGGAACUACCAUAGUUUCCCCCUCACGGUAAGCCCUACAAAGGGGGAUUUUUGCUUGCAGGAGCAGAUCAAGGAUGCUUUGCCCCAUGUUUUUCAUUCCCGCAGAGACAAAGUUCCGUCAGAUUUGGAUCUGCAGAAGCACGCCGCAACUGCUAAUGGCACGUCUCUGCUUGCUGCGUCAGCUUCAGCGCCAAAAUCAACAAGGAAGUUUUAUUCAGAGACAUCUUCAAUCGGAGAUCCUGUAGAUCUAUUGGCACCGGCCCGAAUCCCGGUCUUAGAGAAGAGGAAAUGGGCAGUGGGCAGCUCGCCGGUUUUUCCGCCUGACUGCAAUGAAGUUGAUUUCAAUUUCAAUGCGAGCAAUGCUACUUCACAUCAGCUGGCUGUGGACGGCGGACAUGACUUGAGAAGUUAUGGCCGACUUCAUUUCGGUCAGCACAAGGCUGACGCCCCGGUACUGGAAGAAGGUGGAUGGAGUGUGGUGAGGCCUAAAUUCUGGUGGCGCAAGACUGUUGAAAAUCUUAAGAGAUCUCCGACUCAGCAGCAACAUGACACGAAAGGUACCAGCACCUUCAAGACAAAGCUUCAGGGUAAAUGCUACAACUGCCUCUCGCCAGAUCACUUCGCUUUUCGUUGCUCGGCGCUUACUCGUUGCUGGCAGUGCCUACAUUUUGGCCAUAGGGCUAGGGCAUGCCCAGGGAUUUACUACAGAAGCAGGCACAAUUCAACUCCUCCCCAACCUGAACCAGUGCAGCAUUCAAUGCAGUACACCAGCAAUGUCAACUCCAGGCACCAACAACACCAGCGACAGCUCAACUCUCUUCUUAAGGAACAGAAACAGGCCCCUGAACCUGUGCUCAACUUUUCUCCAGUUCAACACAACAAAUCCUACCUCCGUGCAGCUCAGGAGGGCCAGAACAUGGAGGCUCGCUACCCAGGUGACCCAAGGGCAAGACCGUCGCGCGCCUUCUGUGCAGUUUCGGCGACUGGCUCAAUCCGUCGUCGCAGGGAUGAUCUCAUCAGCAAGGCGGUGGUGUGCUCAUUCGAUGGAAAUAGCCAUGAGGUUGACACCAUUGUGGCAGGAGACAUGUUGAGAGAGAAGUUCAAUCUCUGCCAUGGUCAGUAUCAACUUGUCAAACAUUUCCCAGAACAGUUUUUUAUUAUCUUUCCUGAUGCAAGAACCAAGCAAUGGGCUAUUGAUAGAAGAUCAGUUUCUUAUCGUGGGCGUGAGUUUCAUUUCGGUGACUGGUCAGAAGAGAGCUAUGCUAGAAAGACCAGCUGGGAGUUUAGAGUUAAGGUCCGGGUGGAAGGGAUUCCUGUUCACUGCUGGGGUGAGGAGGUGGCAUCAAGGGCCUUAGGCAGGAGCUGCACUAUUCAUUAUGUUCAGGAGCGCUCUAGGCGUAGAGAGCGUACCCGUUCUUUUGACCUUUGGGCAUGGUGCUCUGACCCCUGUGAAAUCCCUAAGGAGGUGUGGCUAACGGUGUCUGAACCCGACCCUGAAUUACCACCUAUAAGUACCCCUCUGCCUCUUGUGGGUGCUCACCAUGCUGAACCGACAGAUCUGAAAAAAGGCCAUGUGUACACGCUUCGCAACCAUAUUGAAGUGGUUGAGGAUCUCUGCUUCAUUCAUGGGAGGAACACUAGGGGUGGGCCUAUGAAUCGGAAGCCUCGCAGAGAGUUCGUGUGGAGCUAUGGUGUUUCUGACUCUGCUGGUGAAAAGCGGGAGCGUUCAGAGGAGUUCAGAGGCAGGGAGACCAUGCGUCGGGACUGGGACCAUGAUGAUGAUGAAGAUUUUCACCAGCAUAGGCAUCAGGGCACUCGUCGGCAGCGUAGCCUCUCUGGGUGGGCGCGUUCCUCGCGAUGCCGUGGUGGUGUGGAGGACUGCUACAGCUCGAGUGGAAGAUACAGGCCAUCCACUCCUUUCCGGCGUAGGGGGAUGGGGAUGGGGCAGCCAGGGCGCUGGACUCCCAAGAUAAAGAACAAAAAGGUCUCUUUUGCAGAUCCUGUCAUCACUGCUAUCUGGCCUACAGAUGUUUCUAAAGGGCACAUCUCUGCUGAAAAUUCCAUUUCACUGGGAGGUAUGGAUCUUGGCACUCAAGCUAUGGAGGAAUACCAAUGUUCUGCACAUCCCAAGAUUGAAGGCCUUUUCUCAAGACCUCUCAACAAGGAUCAGAUGGAGGUAAUUAUGGAGCUGGCAAAUCAAGGGAAGGGGAAGAAAGGGAGCAAGCUCAGGGGCUGCAAAGUGGCGCCACUUAAGGCUCCCAUAAUCAAGGCUGCUUCGGGAAUAUGAGAUGCUCAUCGUGUUGGAGUUAUCAGUGGUUUCCAGUUUUUAUAUUAUGUGUCUGAAGUUGUUCCUACCUUCCUCUUGUCUAGGGGUAGAGCAUGGUGUGUUGCAGCCUCUUUUGCCAGACUUUUGGCUGCUGCUUGAUAUUUGGUGGUCCUGUUGGUGGUUUUCGAACCAUUCGAUCUCGACCCCCACUCAUCUGUAUCGUACUAUUUUAUGGCUGGAACUAAUUUGUGUGUUGUGGGUCAUGUGUUUCUGUUCUUCAAUAUUGGUGGUGAUCAUGGCUGCUAGUCGGCAUCAGAUGUUAAUUAUGUUAUCGCCUUUAUGUGGCAAUGUCUGUUCAAGUGGAGAAAUGGUUACUAUCCAAUGAAUACAAAUUGCUGUAUUUUUUCUUGGAAUGUGAGAGGUCUGAAUGAUCCCGCUAAGCGAGAAAGUGUGAGGCAAACAAUUCUUUCUACGCACGCAACUUUAGUUUGUCUUCAAGAGACAAAAAUUAUGAACUGGACUAACGAUUUAUUAAAGGACACUGUGGGUUACAAGCUUGCAAAGCAGACUGCGCACUUGCCCUCUAUUGGAGCAUCGGGUGGAAUUCUUAUUGCUUGUGAUGAGGACUUUUUUGAUAUUACUCCAGUUACUUACGCUUCAACCUACUCAUUAUCAGUUCGAGUGAGCUCUAGAUUGGAGGAUGUGGUUUGGGACCUCACGGCUGUUUAUGGCCCCCAGUAGGAGAACGAAAAAAUGUGUUUUCUAUCUGAGUUGUGUUCCAUCUCUAACUUGAUGAAACCUGAAUGGUUGAUUUUAGGAGACUUCAACAUGAUAAGGAGAGUGAGGGAAAAAAAUAAGGGAGCAAUCAACAAAAGAGUAAUGAGGAAGUUCAACCAAACUAUUGACGCUCUACAGCUCCUAGAACUGGACCUUAUCGGUAAAAAGUUCACUUGGUCAAAUGAACAGGAUGAUCCUACGAUGUCUAGGAUUGAUAGAUUGAUGGCAACUACUGAGUGGCAUGGGCUCUAUCCAGCGGCUAAUUUGCAGGCAUUGUGUUCCAUGACUUCGGACCACUCUCCGUUAUUAAUGCAGGGCCACUCUCCUUGUAAUUUCUAUAAGGGGUUCCGUUUUGAAUCCUACUGGGUACACAUUGACGGGUUCAAAGAUGUAGUCCAACAAGCUUGGACGACCACAGUUAACUCCUCUGAUGCCAUUCUUCGGUUACAUGUUAAAAUGGUCCGCACGGCCAAAGCUCUUAAAGCUUGGAGACGACGCACGGUCGGUAACAUCAAAGUGCAAUUGGCUAUCAUUAAGAUUGUCCUUACCAUGCUGGAAAAGGCACAGGAAAAUAGAACACUUUCUAGUGAGGAACUUGACUUCAGGAGAAGGCUAAAAAUCAAAAUUCUUGGCCUUGCAGGCAUCCAAUUAUCUAUUGCUAGACAACAUUCCAGACAGACCUGGGUGCGGUUGGGUGAUGCGAACACAAAUUUUUUUCAUUUGAUGGCCAAUCACAGAAAAAGAAAAAACUUUAUCAGAUCCUUGAAUUGUGGAGACUGCCUGUUAACUAGUCAGGAAGAUAAGCUACGAGAGGCUCAUAGACAUUUCCUAGAGAUCCUUGGCACUAGAGGCGGGAGGACUAGUGUUGUUCGUUGGGAAAAUCUAGGCUACUCGCCUUUUGAGUUAUCCGAGUUGGACACCAUGAUCAAUGAUGAUGAGAUUAGGAAUGCGGUUAUGGGCAUGCAUUCAGAGAAAGCGCCUGGACCUGAUGGUUUUAUAGGGCUUUUCUACAAGGAAUGUUUUGAGGUGAUUAGAGAAGACCUUUCCAAAGCGAUCAAUGAUUUUUAUCAUCAUAAAUGCAAAAGUUUGCAUUUGGUCAAUGAGGCAAACAUUGUUCUUCUACCAAAAAGGGAGAACCCUGACAGGAUAGAUCUAUUUAGACCAAUCAGCCUUAUCAAUAGUUGCAUGAAGAUUAUAACCAAAAUAAUGGCAACAAGGCUGGCGCCGCGUAUGAAUGAAAUUGUCUCCACUACCCAAAAUGCCUUCAUUCAAAAGCGAUCAAUUCAUGAUAACUUCCUCUACGUCCAGAAAGUGAUUAAAAAACUUCACAAGAGCAAACAAGCAGCCCUAUUUGUCAAGCUAGACAUAUCAAAGGCUUUUGACUCUCUUAAUUGGGCAUAUCUUCUAGACGUCUUAAAAGCCCUAGGCUUCACCCAAAAAUGGAGAGAUUGGAUUGCUACCAUCCUUGGAUCAUCUUCAUCCAAAAUCAUCAUUAAUGGUCAGCAAACCAAAGAAAUCAAGCACAUGAGAGGGGUGCGUCAGGGUGACCCACUAUCGCCUUUUCUCUUCAUCCUCGCAAUGGAUCCCCUACAACGAAUGAUUGAAAGGGCAGCUCAUGAGGGGCUACUGGGCCAGGUAUUACCCAAUGGGGCAAAGUUUCGUUGUUCUCUUUAUGCAGACGAUGCGGGGGUGUUUGUUAGAGCAGACAAACUAGAUCUCAAAGUUCUAAAAAGAAUUCUAGAAGCUUUCGAAUGGUGUUCAGGUCUGAAGAUCAAUUUUGAGAAAACAGAGAUUUUCCCAAUACGUUACCCUGAAUCUUUAUGGUCAAAUUUAAUGGAAGUUUUUCCAGGCAAGUACUCUAACUUCCCUGGCAAGUAUCUCGGGCUACCGCUUCACUUCAGGAAUAUUAAAAGAAUAGAGUUUCAACCUCUAAUUGAGAAAAUAAAUAAAAGGCUUGCUGGGUGGAAAGGUAGGCUUCUUUCAAAGGCAGGAAGGGAAACCUUGGUUAAAUCUGUGUUGACAGCGCAACCGAUUUAUCUUCUAACUGUUUUCCCAGCUCAGAAAUGGUUACUUAAAAGGAUUGACAAGAUAAGAAGGAACUUCCUUUUGGAAAGGAGAAAAUUUGGAUUCAUGUAGUGGGGGUCAUUGCCUGAUAAAUUGGGCUACAACUUGUUUGCCAAAGAAUAAGGGAGGUCUUGGCAUACUCGAUCUAGAGCGCUUUGCAAGAGCGUUAAGGCUUAGAUGGCUAUGGCUACGAUGGACGAAUAGAGACAAAGCAUGGAUUGGGUUGCAAUUACCUUGUGAUAAAGCAGAUGUCGAUCUAUUUAAUGCAUCUACGAUUGUAACAAUUGGUGAUGGCAAAAUGGCUGAUUUCUGGAGAUCAAGCUGGAUUCAGGGUCAGGCCCCAAAGAACAUUGCGCCAACCUUAUUCAUGAAAGCAAAGAGGAAAAAUAUCUCAGUGUGCCAAGCCCUUACAAACAAUCGCUGGAUGCACUUUUGUUCUCCUUACACACAUGAGGAUGAGAUAAAAGAAUUCAUUUCCCUCUGGCAAGGUAUCAACAGCACUCAUGAACUCAAUGAUCUCGACGAUACUAUUUUAUGGAGGUGGACGACGGAUGGGAGUUAUAGUUCAAGUAGUGCAUACAAAAUUCAGUUCGCAACGAAUUUUUGUAAAAUCAAAAUUUCUCCUAUCUGGAAAGCGAGAAUUGAGCCAAAAUGUCGUUUUUUUCGCGUGGACCAUGUUGCAUAACAGAAUUCUGACUGCGGACAACCUACAAAAGCGGGGAUGGCCUUGCAAUCCAAUUUGUUGUCUUUGCAACUUAUCACAAGAAAGUAUGUCUCAUUUAGGCAAAGACUGUCCGUUUUCUGUAGAGGUUUGGAACAUGAUCCUAUCUUGGGCCAAUCUGUCAUUUCUAAGUGGCGUUUCUAACCUCGGCUCGUUGUAUGAUUGGUGGAAGAGAUUAAGGAACCGUUGCUGCAAGGAGUCAAAGAAGAUUUUCGAUGGACUCAUCAUCUCUUUUUGGUGGAAUAUAUGGUUGGAAAGAAAUAACAGAAUCUUUCAGAGACUUCAACGAUCUGCUAUCCAGGUUACGCAAUUGGUGAAAGAUCAAAUUGGAAGUUGCAGUGUAUGUUAGAUUGAGUUAGUGUAUGUUUUUUCUUCUUUUCGUUUUUUUCUUUUGCUCCGUCUUCUGAAGUCUGUUAUCUAUUUCUCUUCUAAUAUAUUGAAGAGGCAAGUCUUUUGCCGCUUCCUUUCAAAAAAAAGAUAUCUAAUUAUGAAUUAUAACAUUCUGUACUAGUAAGUUGGAUACACCCCACUACUUUCUCAACCUUGUCGUUCAUCCUGUCAUCUUACGGAAUCAUCUGAUAGUGGCCUUGACGCCUUCAAUAAGUAUUCAGUGAUAGUGAUAUAGCUGCUAGUCGAUACUCUAUGCCAUAAAAUCUUAGAAAAAUGACAUAAAUAUUCUUACACGACUUCACUGUCUCAGUUUUUUCUUUGUUUUUUUGCCCUAUAUAGUCGUGUAGAUGAGUGUGCACAACUUGCUCUUGAUCUUUCAGACUCCCACAGAUUUCACAGGACUUAACUUUUGAAUUAAUUUCACAAAACGACAACUAUGUGCACAUAAGUAUCAAGGAACUACAAUUUCAUGUAUCAUUUUUAGAAACUUGAACUAACUGAGGCAUAUGUUUCAAGCAACUCUAACAUUUUGCAUGUGGAGACCUAUAUUAGACACACAAGUUAUGCGUGAAACCUAUGUCAACUUGGGUGUGAAUGCCAUGUGGACCAAUGUCAAAUGUUGUAGGAUUGUGAAAUUGAUGGCGCAAGAAGCUGUAGUUCUCUGAAGUAAUCCUAGAAGUUGUUGCUUUGUAGUUAGCAACAAAUGUGAAAGGGCCUCCAGGCUCCAGAUGAGUUGGUUGGUUAGAUGGUCUGAGUAGCACUCCUUAAGUUCUGGGUUCGACUUAGGUGGAAACGAAUUUCAGGUUCUCGUGUCCCAUGCCAAAGCACAGGUCUAAGGCCCGACCUUAAUCGUGGUGAAAACGGUCGGAAACAACCGGUACACACAAACCAUUUCCAUUAUCGUAUUUUCUCUCGGAAACGAAAUCGAAAACGAUAACUUCGAAAACAGAAAAUACAUCGGUGAUUCAGAAACUACGGAAACGAAAUUUCGGUACGGAAAACACACCAGUUACGAUCAGAAUAUAUAGUACACUAGUAAAAAUCGUAACAUGUAAAAAUUCACACAAGCCAUACAUCCACAUAAUUAUUAGUAAUAUAUAAAUAUUCACAAAAUCAUUAAGAUUAAAGCAUAUCUCACAAAAAAUUAAAGCAAUAUCUCAUAAAUACAAGUGACAAGCAUUGUACACACAUACAUAUAGUUAGGAAGUCAACAUAUUUGGUAUCAUCCUGGAGGCCCUCGCGUAAAUUAUGAAUAUAUGUAUCAAGAGCAAUAAUUGAAAAUAAACUAUAAAUAAGACCCAUAAAAGUUUUAAAAAACUCUACUAUAUACCAUUAGAUAGAUCUUGAUUUUAGGAAAAUAAUAAAAUUAGUUCCAUAUUUUUCUAAGUUAAUACGAAUUUAUUACGAAUUUACAAAGAUUAGUGCAAUUUUAUUUUUUUCUAAAAAAUAAUCGAAUUUGUUACUGACGGUAAAAUAUCGAAUAAAUACGGCAAUUUUGAAAAACGAUCGAAAGAGACCUAAACCGUUUCAGAACGUUUCUAUCGAUUUCGUUUCCAUAUUUUCGGCAAUAAUUUUUGUUUCCGUUUAGCCCCGAAUUUCGGCAAAAUUUCGAAAAUGAUUCCCGGUAACCGAAAAUUAAUGUUUUCGUUUUCACCCCUAGUCGUCUCACACAGGCUACAGGGCCGCUGUGUAUGAGUGAGACAUGGGUUGUGGGUUUUUUCGACCUGCGUGAGAAGGUCUUUUUAAUAUAAUGUCGUGGGGACGGUCUUACCAUAUAGGUGUGUUUUUUUAAGUUAGAAGCAAAUAGUUAUGUUUUAUGAUACUAAUUACCUUUUUUGUCUCCAACAUCUAUACUCUAAACUACAUCACUUGUGUGCAAUAGAAUCUUUUACUUUAGUGUACUGGCAGGCCAGCUUCAUAGUCCUUUGCAAUUUUGCAUCUUGCAUGUCGUUUACUCGUUUAACAUUCGUGACUGUUGGGCAUGUUUGUUUCAGUGGAUCUUUGUUAGGCUAAGUAAUCUAGCUUUUAAAUUGUAGGAGAGCAUAUGAAUUUCUAUGCUCUCCUACAAUUUCAUUGUAGAAAGCUGCUGUGUAUUUUCGAACUUGGAGAGGCCAUCUUCAGAAUCUACUUGGAUAUGCUUUGUCUGUAUAUUGUGUUUAUAAGAUGCUCAAGUCCUUGCAGAGCGCAGUCUUUAAGAAGUCAGGUUCUGUUGAUCCUGUAACAAUAACGAUAACGAUUUUCUUGAGACAUUUUGACAUUGGCAUUGAUGUUGCGCUGUUAUCUCAGUUCUUCUUCGCUAGUUCUAGAGUUGGGAGUCGGUCUACAACCAAUGUUGUCCUUGUCCUAUCAGAGAUCAUGGCCAGGUACUUCAUAUCUUCCAUUCUCCUCAUAAGAAAAAGCCUGGCAAAUGAAUAUAGGUAUUCCGUAAGACCAUAACUGAACAUGUUUCAUUAGUUUAACUUGAUUUUCUCUCUGUAUUUACUCUAAUGAUCCUGUUGUUAUGGUCGCUACAUCGACGAGGGAUUCGAGAGGGAUAUCGAUGUGCAGGAACGUCGACCGGGGGCCUCUGCCCACGACCGAGCAAGAGGAAAGUUUCUCCCUUCUAAUUUUUGACUCAUUUAUUUCUCAUCUAUUAAUUACAUAAAUAGGCCAGCUGGCCGUCCAUGUCUAGCUAGAGAUCCUUAUCUCCUUAAAACUCUUCUAAAAACUGUCAACAAACUACUAACUGAUAACCUUCCUAGAUAAUAUCAACUAAUCUUUUAGAUAAUCUGAACUAAUCUUCUAAUUUUAUCUCUAACUAUCAUUAUAUAAUCCCUCUUGUAGUGUCCAUGGCUGGAGCUAUAGCGCAGCCCUUCCGGUGAUCAUUACUGCGGUGUUUUGGGUGGUGAUAUCCAAUUUGACUUCUACCACCGCUGGUUUGAUGCUAUAUUUUUGGCUAGUGCAUUCCUGUCAUUGGUUCUGAUAUCUGCCCAAUACACCACCAGGCAGACAGACAAGCGUCCGAUUGAUUGAUGCAUCUUGCACACAUUUGUGCAUGUUGUCUUUUAACCACUAUUCAUCCAAGGUUGACCCAUUUUUUGCACCACAGAUUCCAAGGGCACUGUUUGUUCAUACACUUGCAUACACAUGCAGUUAUACAUAACCUAACAUGUCAGUUAACUUGAUCAAAAGUCUUUAUUUUGUACAUAGUUUUGUGCCCGUGCGUUGCCACGAAAGUAAAAAAAACUGUAUAAAACAAAGAUACGGAACGACAAACAUCACAUAAUUUUUUUUCAACAAUCAAUCUCUUCUCUAUCUAUAUUUGUACUAAUAUUUUGAAUUAUAGAUGAGUAAAAUGAGAUUAACCCUGGACAGCAACUGUAUCAGUUAGAGCAUCUCUAAAAGACUCUUUAUAUCCUUCAUAAUAUAUAUAAAUAGAGAUUUACCGUUGGAGAUUAAAAAUAUAUAGAAAGUGGUUUUAAUGUAAACGACUCUCCAAAUAAUAAUUUAGAGAGUGAAAUUUAGAAAGGCUCGUGGACAUGCUCUUACAGGCUCAUUUGUUCCACUAUUACUGUAACUUUUAUAUUUUUAGUAUCUGUAUUAGUAACCUAUUAAUUCCUCAUUAUUUUCUAUGUUAAGUUAGAGGAUCAUUCGUGUUUUUCACCUUCGGAUUAGCGUAUGGACGUGUGUUUGUAUAUAUCCGUGUCUAUGUGUUUCAGUUGAUUUUCCUAAGGAUGAAAAGGCUAAAAAAGUUGAGAUAGUGAGCAUAUUUGAAGAUGAGUUUUGAAGUGAGCAUAAGACUGUCUCCAGCAACGUCCUAUAUAUCCAUCCUCUAUAUCGGUUCUUUACAGUCUCCUCUAGAAGAUUUCAUCCUCUAUAUCUCCUUCCUCUCCAACAACGUCCUCUAAAUCACGUCCCCUAUACUCAAAUACCUAUAUUAGAGACAUUUUUAUUUUUAUUUUUUAUACAUAUGUAUUUGUCAUACUCUCAAAUGUAUUGUAUAUAUUUUAGUUUUGCUAAACUGGUUAUUUAAAGUAUUUAAAUGAAUA